This is a messenger RNA of Rhipicephalus sanguineus (brown dog tick), 595 nucleotides long. RefSeq names its product 8.6 kDa transglutaminase substrate. NCBI's taxonomy places the organism in Eukaryota, Metazoa, Arthropoda, Arachnida, Ixodida, Ixodidae. Bases 99 to 431 code for a protein of 110 amino acids. Gene Ontology annotation, cellular component: extracellular region. The transcript has 4 exons. The record is from RefSeq and is a predicted model, not a curated record.
GGGUCUAUCGCAUAUAAAACCCACCCCUUUUUUUUCUAGGGCUCCGUCUUCGUUUCAACCAACUCUGCACUUGUGCCGCUACUGCGAAGAAAACGAAGAUGAAGGCUGCUCUGUGUCUCCUGGUUGUGCUCACCAUCGCCGUCAUCGGCGCCCUGGCUACCUCUCAGCCAAACUGUGACGCUAGUGCCUGCGACCAGAGCAAGUGCCCAAACGCUGCCAGCUGCAAGUGCGGUACUUACAAGGACUCCUGCAACUGCUGCGAUGUCUGCUACAAGUGCCCCGGUGAGGCUUGCGUGCCAGUCUUCCAGGACAAGUGCUCCGGCAAGAACACCUGCCAGCUGGAGCCCGGCGCAGCCAUCCUGACCGGCGCCACCGGCAUCUGCGCCGAGAAGGCUCACGUCUUCAACAGCGAGAAGAGCCACCACGGCUGAGCGAGACGGCAUCUGCCCGCAGCUGUGAUUGGGGGUGGGGGGCAAGAGUGUAAGCCCCGGUCUAGUGUGAUAUACAACUUUCGUUUACUUUUUCUAAUCUAUUGCUUCACGAAACGCGUUUCAGGCAUUCGCCUUGUAAAAUAAAAAUUCCUUACGUCUUUCCA